ACGAGCAACACAUACACACGACCUCGUCCCCGAGAGAUGCCGUCGGCUCGCAUUUCAAGUUUUUUCUCGGCAUUCGUGGAGCAGUCGGCGUGUUUGUUACACUAUUCCGAUUAUAUUACGCUCUCGAAUACAAUUACCACCUGGUCGUAUCCGGAUUCACUACCCCGGGAAAUUCCUCGCGUAUCGAAAUCGGCCUAACCUAAUUCGCGGCACCAUAAGUACCAUGACAAAGGGUGGCAUCACUGGGGAACGAACGGAGCCAGCGACGGAGCCGCAACUCUUCACAUGACGCCAUUUUACUAACCUUUUCCGCGCGGAUCGCGACGAGGCAGUCGAAUCAGUUUCGAGCAGCUUUUACACAAGAGAAGGAGGUCCCCAGCAUCCGGAGUAAAGUUCCAUUGCGAGAAAUUGAUUGCGUGAAAACGCACGGAGGAUUUCAAAGAAAGGUGACGCUGAGGCAGUGGCCGCUAUUAUGGAAGAUGAAGACAGCGAAAGUCAAGUUAUGGAAAACUGGUCAGUUCUUGACGAGCUGCAAUACCGGAACUCGACAAUCGAAGAUACCUUAACUCACUUCAACAACAUUAACACCUUUUCCGAUGGAAUCGAAGAUCGAGAAGACAAGUGCCAUACGAUUUGUCCUCCGGAACCCAUUAAUAAAACCCCAGAAGUGAAUUCCAAGUUCAUCUUCAAGGGUUUCAAAAAACGGAUUCUCGCUCAGGCACAGGAGAAUCAAAACACAUUACAGAAACCGGUUCUUCAAGAACAACAGUCAAUCUCGAAAAAUUCAAAAGAUAAAAAGGAUCCAAAGGGUGGGAGGGUGAAUGAGUAUGCUCAGUAUUUAGGACUGCAACCUUCACCAAAUUCGGAUCAGCCUACUCCGAAUUCUGCACUGCAACCCGCCCCUAAUUUGAAUUUCAAACCUGGUCAUUAUUCGAAUUCCCAACCUGGUCAUCAUUCAAAUUACCAACCUGGCCAUUAUUCAAAUUCCCAACCGGGUCAUUAUUCAAAUUCCCAACCGGGUCAUUAUUCUAAUUCCCAACCGGGCCAUUAUUCGAAUUCCCAACCGGGCCAUUAUUCGAAUUCACAAGCGGGCCAUCAUUCAAAUUCCCAACUUAGUCAAAAUUCCAAGCUAAAUUGUCUCAAGUGCCAUUCUACGGGGAAUUCGAUACCGAGGAAAUCUUGUACAUGCUCUUCGACAAUGGUUCCAGUUCAAAACAUGGCAAGCACUUCGGAUCUACCAUCUUCCCAGCUUGCUAAUAAAUUUAAAAUCCAACGGAAAGUUUAUCUUUGCGCAGCCUGUGGAACUUAUUUUGAAAACUGGAAUCUUUUUCUGCACAUGAGGGAUAUGCACCAACGCCAUUUGUGUCUCUUCUGUCUCGGACUUUUUGACCACGCAGAGAGACUUUCCUAUCAUUUAAUGAAGAAUCACAACAUCCCGGAAACGUCCUUCACAUCGGUAGAGGAAUUCUACAAAGCUUUCAAAGGAUCCUGUUAUUUAAUUUGUUGUAGUUGUGAGAAAGUCUUCACGGAGACGGACAAUUUUUAUAAUCACUUUUGCUCGUCACCGCAAAAGGUGCAAGCGUCGGCAAACGUUUGCUCGAUUUGCAGGCAGGUGGAUGGAACCCACAUGACGACUUGUGGUUUAGCGCCGGGAUCUGAUAGUGAAGUGAGUGUGACACCGGGAAGUCCGGAAGACAAUGUUAUUUAUAAGAAUAAAUUACCUGUGAAGGGCGCCUCGAAAAAACAUUUGAGACUAAAUAGGGUAGUAAAUGCGGGAGAAACUUUAGUGAAUCAUUUUCAUGCCAAGGGGGUGGACUUGGAGAAGAAGGGUAGUGCAAAAUUUCAAAAGCAGAGUCAGAAUCGGGAGGUUAGGAAAGAAAUUUUUAACACUGCAAUUACGGAAACGGAGACGCAGAAUACGACGAGGGAUACUGUUGCAGAGACGAUAAUGGAGGUUUCAAGGUAUACCGGCGAAUCAGAGAACAACGAAGAAAAGGUGAAACGCCUUCCCGAAGAAAAGCCACCCGAGUCCGAAGCUCCCUCUAAAUCCCCCGAAAAAGAAAAGUACGACAGUGUGACUGAAACAAUAAUGGAAGUUUCACGAGUCUGCGAGAGUGAAAAGACUUCAAUUUCCGAAGAAGAUGAAGUCGAUUCCGCGAAAAAUACAUGCCUAAACGAGUCAAAAAACACCGUCAACGACGAUUCCAAAGAGGAAGAAAUCAAGUCAUCGAAUCCGAAGAACGAAGAUGACGUCAGAUUAGCAGUCUCUAGUCCCCUAGAUCAGCAUUCAGAUACCAGUGAAGUUAAAAAUCCAGAGCCCGAAGCUCAAAAUGACACACAAGUCGAAUCAGCCUCCAACAGUCCAGCCAGUAGUCCCACACAUAAAUCUCUCUCCAGUCCUCAACAACAUCCCCAAGCCACCGAAUCGCCGUCAAAACCCGAGGAAAAAACGCCCGAACCCGUUCAACGAAUCUGCGACUACCAAUCCUUCAACACAGUCACCAAAACCGACAGGAGUCUCGUCAUAAAGAUCUGCACAAACAAAAACUCUCAGUUCUCAAUCGCGUCGCGAGUUGGUAACAGCAGUGAGAAUCACAACCCAAAUACAGAGUCUGAGGAAAACAAUAAUCGGGAAUCUUCCACUUCUGAGGAAAAAAAUUCCGACCGGGGGAGGGACAGUCCUGAAAGUUUUAAUCUUAAUGAAUGUGAUAGUGAUUCUGACAGUGAGAAACUCGCUGUUGUUGAUAGUAACGCCGAGGAACAAGGAGAAGCCGAUGGAGAACAAGGAUCAAAAAUGGAAAUAGAUGAAGUAAAGGAUGAAGAAAAGGAAGAAAAUCUGGUAGAACCAGCUCCAGAUGCACCAAAACUCGAAGAAGGCGAUGGGAUUGUUCUCGCCGGGGAGGAAAUCCCGUUGAUCGAACUGAACAUUGAAGACAUACCAGAAAAUAUGCAAGCUCAAGACCUUUUGCGGAAAUGUAUUGAAGCAGCGAGUGUUUUCUGCGUCUACUGUAACCAUGCGCGUCAUAUUGCAGUCAAUGGCAAACAGCUAGGUCUCCACAUGCUCAGUGAACAUCGGUUUCAGCCUCAGCAUCCAGCCGUGAUUCUCCAAACCGACCAGGUCAUUUUCAAAAUGAAGAAAUCGAUUGAGGAGUUGGACUCGCAUUGUUUCAACCUUGAUUCCUACAGCACGCCGCACGGAACCUAUCAUAUUCCGAUUCCAAGGAUUUUCGAAUGUUUUCACUGCCGGUUUUAUUCCACUGUGCACAAAGAACUCUACCUUCACAACAGGAAAAUGCAUCAGAAGACUAUUCUCGUUUGCAUUAUGUGCAAAUCGACAUUUUUCAGCUACAGCGAGUUACUCUGUCAUCUUUGCCCAGGAGCUUAUUCUCCAAAUAUCAACGUUAAAUACAGAUGCUGUCUUUGUCCCGUUAGCAAUCUUCCUUCCGCUUUCAGACUGAUGGUCCACCUUCGGAAAAGGCAUCAUGCUUGUGACGUUUGUCUAGAGUCAACUGGAAACCAACAACGACUUUCCAAUCAUGUCUGGAAGCACAAGCUGCAUCAUGUUUGCUACCGAUGCGGCAUCUCUUACAGGAACAAACCCGACAUCACGAAACAUCUAUUCUGGAAACACGGAACAGAGAGUGUCCUCUGUAAAAAGUGUCUGCAGAAGAAGUGGCCACACGUCUAUCAUUUCUGCAUUCCACCGACUGCUUUUGUUUGCGAGGAAUGUAGUUUAACGUUCUCUAAAGCGGUGGCGCUUAAAGUUCACAAGAGACUUCAUUCUGAAGACGUGCCUCAUGUUUGUGUGGAGUGUUCCGAGAGGUUUAUUUCGCAAAAGCUCUUAGCGAAACAUGAGAUGAAGCACAAAGAACCACCAGUGAUUGAAAAACCGACUCCGGCAGAGGAGGAGAUGGUAGAGGAGGAGAAACAUGAGAAGACUGAGGAAGAACAAGUUAACGAUGAACAGAUGGAGAUUGUGAAAGAGGUUAAAGAAGAUGAAUCAAAGAAGAAGAAGGUUGUAGAUCUGUACGACCUCCCGCCUCUAAAUUUAUCAUCCGACAGUGACAGCGAUUCCGAGGAGGAGAAGCUCAAGUCUGAAGAGAAGGAAGAGAAAGAAGAGUCUCAAGAAAGUAAAAUAGAAGAGUCAAUAGAUAAAGAGAAGUGCGAGGAGCAAGAACCAAAGAAAACUGAACUUGUUGAAGAAUCAAUAGAAGCGGAGAACAUUGUUCACGUGGAACUAAACGAAGAAGAGAAGAAAGAAGAGGCACAGAUCAUGGAUGGCAUCUGGGACAAUUUCAAAUCCUACGCAGCUAGUCUUGGAAUUCAAGAAUCAACAUCAUCUCCAGCGAAAGGAACAGACACCGACAUUGAGUUUCUGAAGUCUGUGAUUUUGGCAGAUCACGAUUACUGCACCGUGACUCUGGAACAUGAAAAGUCGCCUAAAACAAAUGAAGAAGAUUACCAAAAAGCGAGGAGUAAAUCUCCAGAGGCUCCGAUUACAGUAACUCCUGUUAAGACCGGAUACGAGCAGGAGGCGAAGAAGAAACUGAAGGCUUCUAAGAAACGGAAACGAAACGAAAGCUCGUCUUCGAGCGACUCUUCGAGUGAUUCCGACUCGAGUAGUUGUUCCUGCGGAAGCAACUGCAGUUGUUCUUCUUCCUCGGGAAGUUCAUCAAGUUCCAGCAGCAGUUCCGACUCGGAUAGUUCCGCAUCUGAAGGUUCGCCGAAGAAGCAGCACAAGAAGAAGGAAAAGAAGAAGUCCGAUGUGGAGCCAGAAGUGAAUCAGACGCAGGAAAACGGAUCUUUUGAGGAAAUUAUAGAACCCGGUGAACCUCCCCAGCCAGUUCUGCGAGAAUCAGACUUGGAAACUGACGAAUCGGAAACUGACGAGGAUUUCUAUGACGAGAAUCCUCAGCUAUUGGCUAACAAACUCUUCGCGGAGAAGAGGAAUCAGCUUAUCUUGUCGACUGCAGUACCUCCAGUUCCUACAGAGCCUGCGCCACUGAACAACGGAAAUGUUCUUGAUACUGACUCUCCUAGUAUUCAGGAAACGAACACUCCCAGUAUCCAGGUGAAGAAGAAGGUGAAGACCAAGAAGAGGAAGAAGGCUGAUAAGGGGAAACAGAAAGUCCCAAUUGUGGAGUCGAUCAAGCUCAACAUUCCCAAAUCCUUUUACGACAACCGACCCGGUUUUCACUCUUCUCCAUCUGUAAUCACCGUUCAGCCGAGCAGAUCUUCCACGCCCAACUUCAUGUCCCAGGAGGCUUUCGACUCGACUCCUAACGUCGCAGGAAGCGGGUCGGAGAAUGAGAAUAAAAGAGCUUCGAAGAGGAAGAGAAUCCCGAAGCGCUUCUAUGGGGAUUCGAGUGACGAAGAGAAUGAGAGGCUAAUGCCAAAGUGGAGAAAGAUGGAACCAGUCUUUACUCCUAAUCCAAUUCCAAGGUCCCAGGUUCAGCCGCAGAUUCAGAAUCUGGCGACGCCACCACCUUACAGUGGAACUACCUUAACUCUGAAGCGAAGUAAUUCGACUUUUAAGGUCGAAACACCAGUGGCGAGUGCUAGUGAGUCGGAAGAACCGGCAGAGAGUAGUAGUGAAUCGGAAUCCGAAGCUGAUGAUGGUCCGCAGAUUCAUUUGCCUCAACAUCUACCUCCGAAUCCGGAACGAGUGGAUAAUUUGUAUUGUUAUUGUCAGUGUCCGUAUGACGAGGUUUCAGAGAUGAUAGCCUGUGACGGAAGUGACUGUCGAAUCGAGUGGUUUCACUUUGAGUGUGUGGGCAUAAUGGUCCCGCCAAAAGGGAAGUGGUACUGUCCGGACUGCAGAAAGAGGCUCGGCAUCCCGGAGGACAACGAGGACUUUGUUUACUCCCAGUAGCGGUACUUUGGGCUUAGAUUUAUCCGAAAGAAGAUAAGAGACUACUUAAAUUUUCUAAUUAUUACUUAAGAUUUUUAUUACCAAGCUCACGCGCUUCUAGGUACCUCCUAGCGUUUCCCUACCUUUUCCUGCUUGGUAAAUGACACUGUUCCAUGUUGAUAUUUUUCGUAAAUUGAGAUAAUGUUUGUAAAUAGAUGUAAAUACUCCCUAGAGUUUAUAAUUGAGUGACGGAAGGUUUUUUGUGUAAAUUUGUUUGUACUUCUUUUAAUGGCGUCAGUGUAAAAUGAAGGAACUUUAGUAAAGAGAAGUAGAGGCACUAAAGAUACUUGAGACUGGGUUUCCUUCAGGGAUUUGAAUUGCGGAGAGAUGAGAAGGGAAUGAGGGCUGAGAGACUUUCAAUUUUCAAGAUUGUUAAUGACUGUCGGCACUGCUGGCAGUGUCUUGGCCUACGUUUCGAUUUAAAGACUACCUUUUUUUCGUCGAUCUUCAGUACUUGGGGUCUACCAAGGAAAAUGAAAACUGCAUUUUUCUCAGAAUCAAGGGUCUAAUUCCGAAAAGUCUGAAAAUUUCGAGGGGUUUUGACCGAUUACUUUUACUAGAAAGUCUUGAAAUGCUCAAGUGACAAAAUAGUUUUACCACUUUUGAUUCCCAAACUGAAAAUAUUUGGCAAAAUAAUGAAAAAUUGAAAGGUUUGGAGUAAAAAGACUCAUAGAAGUGGUUCGUUUUCGAAAAAAUAAAAAUAUGGAGAAAAGUAUACCGUGAAGUAACAGAAACGACACAUUAGAGAGAUCAAGGAUUCUUACAUGUUGAAAUUAUUUUCACAUUUUUAAAAUAUUUUCUUUUAACAACACGUUUUCGAUAGAAAAAAAUUAUCUUUGUCGGAUUCAAUGUUGAAGUUAAAUUAGAGCGAACUCCCUACAUUUUGUUCAUUUUUCCUUAAUUUUCUUGAUAGCUUAAGUACAUUUUCACGAGAAAUUCAACGGGCAUAAGAUUUAUUUUGAAAUAAUUAAAUAUUGUAAAAAUAAUUAUUGUUUACCUACUAUAUUAUUUUGAAAAGCGAUAAAAAAAUUAUUUAAAAAUAUUGUAUGACCCUUGAAUUCCAGUAGAUUUAUUGUAUAUUAUUUCACUAAAAUGUCGUUAAAAGUACGUAGAAAACCCCAAAAUGGUUGAAUAAAAUUUAAGAGAAUUUAAGUAAGUGGUCAAUCUCUCGAAAUUUGCUUAUUUUAAGGAUUUUGAGCCUUGAAAAUGUUGCUGAAAAUUUGAUUAAAUUUGUAUUUUAAACACUCUUCGUUAAAAAGUCAGAUUGUAUUGUGUGUCCCAAUCGGGUUCAAUCUAAAUCUAUCGCUUCCAAUUAGUCAAUAAUUUGCAUACAAGUAUCACAAAUUAAUUAAUUUAAUUUUACACUGAAAAGUCUUUAAACGAUGAUUUAUUGAAAAUAAGCUUUCCAAACUUCGCCAGUGAUCAUGUAAUUAUUUACAAUGCCAUUUUUCUCAGUACGCGAAAGUUUUUGGUUAAUAAAAAUUGAUAAAAAAUUGACUGCAAAAUAUUAAAUUUCAAAUGUUAAGGAAUUAUAAGCUGACGCUUAAAAAAAUUGAAUUUUGAAUGAAAACUUGUACAUUUUUCAUUCCACAGUAUUAAUCGCAGAGCUUUAUACAAAUGAUUAAUUCCUUAAUUAUAUAGAUAUUAAGACGAAAAGUAUGGCGAGACGAAUUUUCUAAAUAGUUUCUAAGAGAAAGGUAUUUAAAGCAAAAAGAAAUAAAGGCGGUUUUCUUUUCUAUAUCAAUUAAAUAUAUACAACUUUUAAUUCUGGUGGUUUUUGAUUGUAAAUUAAUAGGAGUGCAUAAUAUGGUAAUCAAUAACAAAAUGCGAUAGGAAUCGAAAUUUAAAUUUCGAAAAUGAAACAUUCCAAAAUUGUAAAAUAAAAAAAAAGGAUUUCAAUUAUUUUCUCUUUAAAUAAUUGGUUUUGUUUUUCACGUUUAGAAGGCGUAAUAUAGGAAACACGACACAACAUUUUUUAUUAAAUACUUUGCCUAUUACGCUAUAAAGAUUCGUUACACGUUUGAAGUUUAUGUAAAAGUUUCAAUUGUUAUUUUAUUUUUUAAUCAUACUUCACAAGUUACGUGAUUCCUAAUUGUGAAAAACUCUUUGUUGUAGAUCGUUCGUUGAAAACGAAUGUAAUAUUGAUUUUAUUGAAUUUUCAGGUGUUAAAUUUAUUAUCCUUGUUUAGGAAGGGAAGAGUUUAAUUCCAAUAUAAAAUUUUAAUGUAUAAAGUGCAUACUAAAUUUUUUAUUGUUUUAACAAUAUUUUUUAAUAAAAUUUGACUUUGCUAAUUUUAAGAAUUAUCAAAACAGAAAUCAAAUUUCUUAUAGCGUGUAUGCAAUUCUGGAAAACUCUUCCCUUCGAAUCUGUGCUUUAGAAUCGACUAAUUCCAAACAAUAUUUAUGUAUUUGAACAAAUUAGGUUUUUUUCUCACUCAGAAUUUUCAUUAGUGUAGUUUUUAUCUGUAUAAAGCAGAGAAGACGUAGAGUUUGAAUGCAAAGUCAAGUCUCGCCAAAGAAGAUUUUAGAGUAGUUGAAAGUUGAUAUGUUAAAACAAACGACGAUGACAACGUAGGGAAGAAACUGAAAGUUUUCUGCUCAAAGUAUCUAAUGCCAUUUUUUAACGCCGCAGAACGAAGCAUAAAUAGACUUUUUAUAUCUGUAAAAACCGUAGUUUUUUAGGCACUACCUUCGUCAGCCCUCCUCUCCUUUGGCAAUUCGAUUCCCAUGAUGUAUGUGGCAAAAUCUUUGUAAGAUAUACUCUGUACCAUAAAACGAUAAUACAUUAUUCUGAUGAAGCCUAUCUAA
Messenger RNA from Belonocnema kinseyi, 8718 nucleotides. RefSeq lists its product as uncharacterized. The coding region runs from base 473 to 5872 and encodes 1799 amino acids. Lineage: Eukaryota; Metazoa; Arthropoda; Insecta; Hymenoptera; Cynipidae. The record is from RefSeq and is a predicted model, not a curated record. The transcript has 3 exons.